This is a messenger RNA of Plasmopara halstedii, 591 nucleotides long. RefSeq names its product ubiquitin-conjugating enzyme. Gene Ontology annotation, molecular function: protein binding. The record is from RefSeq and is a predicted model, not a curated record. Bases 1 to 591 code for a protein of 196 amino acids. The transcript has 4 exons. Lineage: Eukaryota; Oomycota; Peronosporomycetes; Peronosporales; Peronosporaceae.
AUGGCUCCAGGAAGUCGCGUGCGUAAAGAGUUGGAAGAAUGUCAAAAGGACUCACAUCUUUCAGGUGUUACGGCUGUACCAGUAAAUACUGCGUCACUCUCUGAACUUCGCGGUUCGAUCCAAGGGCCGGAUGCGACGCCGUAUGAAGGUGGCCAUUUUGAGCUUGAAAUUAUUAUUCCUUCCAAAUACCCAUUUGAACCACCACAAAUACGUUUCUUAACGAAAAUUUGGCACCCAAACAUUUCGUCACAGACUGGAGCUAUCUGUCUUGAUAUUUUAAAAGAUGCAUGGUCUCCAGCAUUGACCAUAAAGACUGCACUUUUGUCUAUUCAAGCGCUUUUAUCAGCUGCUGAACCUACGGAUCCACAAGAUGCUGAAGUAGCAAAGAUGUAUCUUAAUGACCAUGCGCAGUUCCUCAAUACUGCACGAUUCUGGACGGAAAGUUACGCCAAGCCAAAAGACGCAAAUAACGUUGCUGCACUCUCUAGACUCAUAGAUAUGGGAUUUCCAGCCGAAAAGGCAAAAGCGGCACUACUAGCGACCAAUGGAGACGAAACAGCCGCGAUUGAACACCUUGUUAGCAGUAUGUAG